AUGUCAUUCUUAUCAAGAAACGGUGUCACUGAACUAGUCCUUACCUAUUCAAAUCAACAUUAUGAACUACCUUCUUAUGUGUUUUCUUGUCUGGAUUUGACAAAGUUGGAACUGAAAAACUGUAUCUAUAAGCCGCCACUUGAGUUUAACGGAUUUCUCAAUCUUAAAGAACUCAAUUUGGAGGAUGUUGAUUUUGGGACUAGCUGUGGAAAUAAGAUCAACCUACCAAAGCUUAAGAAGUUGUUCCUUUUUAGUUGCAAAAAUGUUUACAAAUUUAACAUUAAGGCUACAAAACUGCAGAAGUUGACUGUCAUUGCUUGUCCUGAUGCCUUGUUGCUCGGGUUAUUGGACAGUCCAUGUCUUAUUUCAGUUUUCAUUUCUUCACAGGAUUACACACAGGAUUUUGUAGGAGUUGAAAAAAUGAAUUUGGCCACAAUGUUGAGUAACUUGCCGAGACUUCGAUACAUUUAUACCGACAGUAAGUUAAAUCUAACUUUCAUCUCACAGUCUUUGGUUGUAGAAAAGAUUCCUAAAUUGCUUCCACGUGCGAUUAGUCGUUUAAAGCAUAUGUGGUUGAUCCGUUUUCAAGUUGAUGAUUUGGAUCAACUUGAUGUUGCUCUUUGCUUGCUUCGAAACUCACCGAAGCUGGAAAAACUCACUAUUACACACCUUAUGGAGCAUCAUAUUGAUGUGGGACCAGCUUCAAAUCGUUUGGAAUCCCCAAACUGCUUGGAUUGUACAUUAGAUCAGUUGCAAGUUGUUGAGAUGAGACAUUUAAGAGGAUCAAAACCGGAACUUCUUUUUAUAAAGCUUCUUCUUGCUCAUUCCCCUUCUCUCAACAAGUUUACCAUCACACCAAAUGGAGAUCUUGAUGCUAAAAAAAUACAUGACAUUGCGAAGGAUGUUAUGCAAUUCCCUCGAGCGUCAACAAAGGCAAAACUAUUCUACUUGGAUCCCUAG
Lactuca saligna is the source of this 960-nucleotide messenger RNA. NCBI's taxonomy places the organism in Eukaryota, Viridiplantae, Streptophyta, Magnoliopsida, Asterales, Asteraceae. The record is from the annotation of a GenBank genome assembly.